Molecule: messenger RNA, 1416 nt
Organism: Nipponia nippon (crested ibis)
Lineage: Eukaryota; Metazoa; Chordata; Aves; Pelecaniformes; Threskiornithidae
Product: keratin, type I cytoskeletal 15
Biological process (GO): intermediate filament organization; epithelial cell differentiation
Cellular component (GO): cytoskeleton
Molecular function (GO): structural molecule activity
Source: RefSeq, a predicted model, not a curated record
AUGGCUACUUCCUUCCUGCAGAGCUCUUCUUCUACCUAUGGUGGUGGCUUUGGGUGCGGUGGAGGCAGCUCUCGCCUUUCCUCCAUCCGAACAGGGGUAAACUGCCGAGCUCCGAGCAUACAUGGAGGAUCUGGUGGCAGGGGUGUCUCCAUCUCUUCAGCUAGGUAUGUCUCCUCUGUAGGAGGUGGAUAUGGUGGUGGCUUGUGUUCUGGUUUUGGUGGUGGCUAUGGAGGAGGCUACAGUGGCUUUGGUGGAGGAGCUGGCUUUGGUGGAGGAGCUGGCUUUGGUGGAGGAGCUGGCUUUGGGGCAGGAGCUGGCUUUGGGGGAGGUUUUGAAGUUGGUGGUGGCUUUGGUGGUGGCGAUGGCCUUCUCUCUGGAAAUGAAAAGAUAACUAUGCAGAAUCUGAAUGACCGUCUGGCUUCGUACCUGGACAAGGUACGAGCACUGGAAGAGGCAAAUUCGGAUUUAGAAGUUAAAAUCCGAGACUGGUAUCAGAAGCAAGCUCCCAUCAGCCCAGCCCGGGACUACAAUAAUUAUUACAAGAUAAUUGAAGAGCUCCGAGACAAGAUCCUUGCAGCCACUAUUGACAAUUCCAGAGUCGUUCUGGAGAUUGACAACGCCAGGCUGGCUGCAGAUGACUUCAGACUGAAGUAUGAGAAUGAGUUGUUCCUGCGCCAGAGCGUAGAGUCCGACAUCAACGGCCUGCGCAGGGUCCUGGAUGAGCUGACUCUGUCCAGAGCUGACCUGGAGAUGCAGAUUGAAACCCUGAAGGAGGAGCUGGCCUAUCUAAAGAAGAACCAUGAGGAGGAAAUGAAAGAGUAUUCAAAUCAGCUCAGUGGAACAAUCAACGUGGAAAUGGAUGCGGCUCCUGGCGUCGACCUGACCAGAAUUCUCUCUGAGAUGAGGGAACAGUACGAAGCUCUGGCGGAGAAGAACCGUAAAGAUGCUGAGGCCUGGUUCCUCACUCAGACCGAUGAACUGAACCGCGAAGUAGCCACCCAUACGCAAGAGAUACAGACCAGCAAAUCGGAGAUCACAGAACUGAGACGCACGGUCCAGGGCCUGGAGAUUGAGCUCCAGUCGCAGCUCAGCAUGAAAGCCGGACUGGAAGCCAACUUGCGAGAUACAGAAGCACGAUACUGCGCACAGCUGGCACAGAUUCAGGCCCUCAUCACCAGCGUCGAGGAGCAAUUGAGUGAACUUCGAUGUGACAUGGAGCGUCAGAACCAGGAGUACAGAAUGCUCAUGGACAUCAAAACUCGCCUGGAGCAAGAAAUCGCCACGUACCGCCAGUUGCUGGAGGGCCAGGACUCUCAGAUGUCAGGAGUGAUCCCUAAGGAUGGAUCUCUGAGUGGAAGAACUCGUGUGGGCAUGGAAGAUGAUGGAAAACCUUCUACUCGUGAAAGGAGAUUCUAA